AUGACGGUGACAGAGAAAUGUGAUGUUUAUAGCUUCGGAGUUGUGGCACUAGAAACAUUGAUGGGAAGACAUCCAGGAGAUAUCCUAUUAUCAUCUGCUCAAGCCAUUCAAUUGAAAGAAGUGUUAGAUCCUCGUUUGUCACCUCCAACAAAUGAAAUUAUCAGACAAAACAUCUGUAUUAUUGCAACUCUGGCAUUUUCUUGCUUACAUUCGAAGCCAAACUCUCGACCUUCCAUGAAAUUCGUGUCUCAAGAAUUUCUCAAUCCCAAAAGAUCAUUGGUAGGUCUUGAAAUUUCUUUGCUGGAGCUGCAAAAUCGUGGCACAGAUGGUGAGAUAUCCCUCGUUGAGAACAAUAUGGACCCAUGCAUCAGCUUUGGCUUGGAAAGACAGUACGAAAUUACACAAGAAAGGCCAGACGAACUUGACUUGGAACCAGCCUAUGAGAAUGCCAUGCACUCCAUUUAUAAAUCUAGCAUUAUCAUUGAAGGCAAGCAUUAA
Messenger RNA from Dovyalis caffra, 498 nucleotides. The record is from the annotation of a GenBank genome assembly. NCBI's taxonomy places the organism in Eukaryota, Viridiplantae, Streptophyta, Magnoliopsida, Malpighiales, Salicaceae.